Molecule: messenger RNA, 3678 nt
Organism: Durio zibethinus
Lineage: Eukaryota; Viridiplantae; Streptophyta; Magnoliopsida; Malvales; Malvaceae
Source: RefSeq, a predicted model, not a curated record
UCAAGGAAAGGAGUCACAACCUUACUUCUUACGAAAGGAAUUGCUGCAACUGAAAAGAAAAACCUUCCAAUAAAACUGGUGUUUAUGUUUAAAGUAACCGACUUUGACAAGCUCUGGUCAGGUUGAAAAAAAAAAUGAAAAACGAAAAAAAAUAAAAAGAACAAAAGAAAAGAAAAGAUUUUUUUAUUUAAUCUAUGAUUUGGGUUAUUUGCCAUUUUAUUGUUAACGCCUAUAAAAAGGUGCGUGACUCAAAGUUAAGAAAAGACAAGAUCGUUGAAAAGACGAAAUUGUGUUUUGGUUGAUGUGUAGGGUGGUGAUUCAUCGAUCAUGACGAUUCCGGAUUCGGGAUUCAUGAUGGAGAAUGGGGUAAGUUGCUUGCCGUGCACGCCCCAAGAAGAAAAAAAGAUGGUUACUGAUUUAAGAAACGAAUCCGAGCGUAGCUUGAAAGAAGGCAACUUGUAUUUCGUUAUUUCGAGUAGGUGGUUUCGAACGUGGGAGAGGUAUGUUGGGAUAGACGCUGAUGAAAAUUUGAUUGGGAACCAAUCUUCUGAUUUUCGGCAUAUGAAUGGGGCUUCUUUGAUCAUGGCAGAAAGGCCGGGUCCUAUCGAUAACUCUGAUAUUGUUGAAAAUGGAAGUGAUUGCGAUUGUAAGGACAAUGAGAUACAGCUUCGGAGAAUGUUGACGGAAGGGCAGGAUUAUGUUUUGGUACCACAAGGAGUCUGGGAAAAGCUUUAUGAAUGGUAUAAAGGAGGGCCAUCAUUGCCAAGAAAGAUGAUUUUGCAGGGUUUUUAUCAUAGAAAGUAUAACGUGGAGGUUUACCCACUUUGUCUUAAGUUGAUAGAUUCCAGGGACGAUAGUCAGUCAAUUAUAUGGUUAAGCAGAAAGGCUUCUGUAACUGAGCUUUUCCAAAAGGUCUGUGCGCUUAGAGGAAUAGAGCGGGAUAAGGCUUGCAUUUGGGAUUACUUCAAUAAGAGAAAGCAUGCACGGUUGAUUGUUUCAAAUAAAAGCCUAGAGGAAGCAAACUUGCAGAUGGAUCAAGAUAUUCUUCUGGAGGAAGUUGAUGGAUGUCAUUCUUCAAGAUUUGGCAUGGAUUCUACAGGAAAUGAACUAGCUUUGGUUUCCUUGGAACCUUCAAGAUCACCCUUGACAAUUGCUAGGGGGCCAACCUUGUCCAAUGGUCACUCCUCAGGUUACAGAUCAAAUCUGUAUCCUGGAAGUUCCUUAAGCUCAGGAUUAACAGAUAUGGAUGAUGGUUUUGAUGCUUAUAACUCUGUUAGAAAAGGAGAGAAGGGCGGUUUGGCUGGAUUGCAGAACCUAGGAAAUACUUGUUUUAUGAAUAGUGCUCUUCAAUGUUUAGUGCACACACCCCCUCUUGUUGAGUACUUCUUGAAAGAUUACAGUGAUGAGAUCAACACAGAAAAUCCUUUAGGAAUGCAUGGGGAGCUUGCACUUGCAUUUGGUGAGUUGUUACGAAAAUCAUGGUCCUCAGGGCGAACUGCAAUAGCUCCACGUGUAUUUAAGGGAAAACUUGCUCGGUUUGCACCACAGUUUAGUGGUUACAACCAGCAUGAUUCUCAAGAACUUCUGGCUUUCUUACUGGAUGGGCUGCAUGAAGACUUGAAUCGGGUUAAACAAAAACCUUAUAUUGAAAUGAAGGAUUCAGACGGUCGUCCUGAUGAGGAAGUUGCAGCUGAGUGUUGGAAAAAUCACAAGGCCAGGAAUGACUCAGUUAUUGUGGAUGUAUGCCAAGGUCAAUAUAAGUCAACACUGGUUUGCCCAGUUUGCAGCAAAAUUUCAAUUACUUUUGAUCCCUUCAUGUAUCUAUCAUUGCCACUACCUUCAACUAUCACUAGGACAAUGACAGUGACGGUGUUUUAUGGUGAUGGAAGUUGUCUCCCAAUGCCAUAUGCUGUCUCUGUGCUGAAAAAUGGUUUCUGCAAAGAUCUCCUUUUGGCAUUAGGUACUGCAUGUUGCUUGAAGAGUGAUGAGAGUCUCGUACUUGCAGAGGUCUAUGGAAACAAGAUUUACCGAUUUUUGGAGUCGCCUUUGGAGCCAUUGAUUUCGAUAAAGGACGAUGAACGUAUUGUGGCCUUCCGAUUUAAAAAAAAAGGGAUGGGUAAAACUAAGCUAGUAAUUUUUCAUCGAUGGCAGGAAAAAUUCACAACAGAUUAUCUUAGGAUUGGCACAGGGCUUUUUGGAACUCCACUGGUUACUUAUUUGGGAGAAGACCAACCAAGUGGAGCUAAUAUUGAAACCGCUGUCUCUAAAGUACUGUCACCUUUCAAAAGAACAUAUCCUUCAGCUAAGGCACAUAUUGGCAAGGAAAAUGGCUUUCUUUCAGAUGGUCUUGAUGAACAAUGCGGCAGUUCUGAUGCUAUGUCAGUUGCAAAUGCAGAACUUGAGGUUACAUCAAGCACAGACUUAUCACUUCCACUCCUUUUGAUUGAUGAUAGCUUUAUGAACUUCAAGGCUUUUAAGAAGGAUACCUUCUUUGAGUCCGGGAAAAUCUUAAGGGUUGUGCUAGAUUGGACUGACAAAGAACAGGAGCUAUAUGAUGCCAACUACUUGAAGGACAUCCCAGAGAUUCAUAAAGCAGGGUUUGCAGCAAAAAAGACCCGGCAGGAAGCCAUCUCUCUAUCUUCAUGUUUGGAUGCUUUCUUGAUGGAAGAGCCUCUAGGGCCUGAUGAUAUGUGGUAUUGUCCUCGAUGCAAGGAACAUAGGCAAGCUAUAAAGAAGCUAGACUUGUGGAUGCUACCAGAGAUUAUUGUUUUUCACUUGAAACGCUUCACUUACGGCAGAUACCUAAAGAACAAGAUUGACACUUUUGUGAAUUUCCCAAUUCACAAUCUUGAUUUGAGCAAAUAUGUGAUGAACAAAGAUGGGCAAUCUUGUGUAUAUGAGCUAUAUGCCAUCAGCAACCAUUAUGGUGGUCUAGGUGGUGGCCACUACACUGCCUAUGCUAAGUUGGUUGAUGAGAAUAGAUGGUAUCAUUUCGAUGAUAGUCAUGUUUCUCCAGUCAACGAAUCUGACGUCAAGACCUCAGCUGCUUAUCUGUUGUUCUAUAAAAGAGUUAGAACUGAAUCCAAGGUGGAGACAGGAGAGGCAUCGCAUAGUCACUUCAUCUCUUAAGGCCCUGGUUGAGUGCAUUUUGCGAUACUGUUGCUUCUGGAGCUGCCUCCAUUUGAGCUGAGGCUGGGUUCAUCUGCGACAGUCACUAUUAUACCAUGUGAUGAACUGAUGAUUUACUUGGCUGAGGAAGCCGAUCAGCCCCACAUGUUAUAGAAGAUAGGUGACCCUAGCACUGGACCAAUAGCGAAAGGGUGAUACAAUUAAAAGGUGGGGGCGAAUAUUAGUUCAAUUAUUAUUUAAAUUUUUUUUAAAAUUUUUUGGGCAGAGUACUAGGUUUGCCGCUUAUAGGUGCCUAAUUUGUAUUAUGAGCAAGUGAUGAUAGCCAAUAGCCAUCUAUUGAUUGUAACCUUUUUCUACAGAAGUGUCUGUCACCUGACUGCUAGUCAGUUAGCCAUUGAACUCGAAGAUGAUUUAGUCUUUUAACAAUGUCAUUAGACAUUAUUGACAGCAAUGCAUGUAAAUAUUAAAAGAUUUUAGAAUUGAGUGCAACAGUGAAUUCCAUUUUAUUUUAUCCUUUCUUCCCAUUGCAUGAAGAGAGGGGAGUGACCG